CAUCAGCCCUUUUUGCAUACUUUGAUGCGCAUCACUGGUCAGACACGCUGGUUCCAUGAGUUUGUAAAGUCUCUCUAUUUGUUUUACUAUCUGUGAUGGCUGUUUCUGAUAAGCCUUUACUUGGACAAGUCGCCAUAGUAACAGGUGCUUCUAGUGGUAUUGGAGCUGCAAUUGCAACCCAUCUUGCCAGUGCAGGAGCGUCAGUUGCUAUAGCAGCGCGCAGAGAGGAGAAGCUAAAUCAACUAAGGGAUGAGAUUGAGGCGAACAAUGGUACUGUGUUUGUGAUGAAAACAGACGUUGCAAAAAGAGAAGAUGUAAAGCGCUUGGUUGCUGAAACAGAGAAGCAAUUAGGACCAGUUGACAUAUUGGUGAACAAUGCCGGAAUAAUGUAUUACACAUACAUGAGAAGUAUACAAGAAGAUCAGUGGGAGAGGACUAUUGACAUCAAUUGCAAGGGUGUGAUGAAUGGAAUUGGUGCAGUACUCAACGGAAUGUUAGAAAGAAAAAAAGGACAUAUUGUGAACAUGUCAUCAAAUGCAGGCCGAGCGUCUUUUCCUGGACUUGCGGUCUAUACUGGGACCAAAUAUUUUGUAGAAGGAGUUUCAUCAUCAUUAAGAAAAGAGAUAGCAGGAACUGGAGUUAAGAUAACUUGCAUCCAACCAGGUGACGUUACCACAGAACUCAUUGCUCACACAACAGACCAAGAGGCUAAAGCAGAAUACGCCGAUGGCAGUGGAGAGAAAGUGUUAGAUCCUAGUGAUGUUGCGAGAGCCGUAGUGUAUGCCGUCAGUCAACCUUCACAUGUCGCUGUUAAUGAAAUUUUGAUUGAACCGAGACACGCUCCGGCAGUGUAACUCGAAUAUGUAUUAUACAGGGAAUGAAAAUUGUAAUUGUACAACUUCGAAAAAUAGUGGUAUUGUAAAAUACCCUUGCAAUAAUUUUGGUUGUGUGUAACUUAUGUGUUACAUAGAAAAUAUUGUGUAUACCGUAAUUGAAUUUUUUAUAUGUUACAUAGACUAUGGUUGUGUGUGUAACUUGAGUGAAUAUAGCACAUGUGCAUUUAUUUAUUUUAGUUUUCUGUCGCAGUCCCACAUGUCCACAUCAUAUGAUACUGCAUAGAGUAAACACCCCCCCGCCCCCCGUUUUGGACACUUUUCUGCCACAUAUCAAGGAUAUCUUUUAACCUGAUAAUCAGUGACUCCUCAAUUAAGAGGACAUUUUUUUGGUCCCGAAAGUGUUACCUUUAAUAAGGGUUAUAUUAUCGUAUAUGUAGGUAACUUGUUGACAAUGUUUAAAAACCUGAAUGUCCUGAUAUGGUUGUAUUCUCAUUUAUAUUGUUGGUCACAUGACCAAUACAAAAUAUUGUGUGUUCAAAUAUGAUAUGAAGGCACAUACAUACAUACUGUAAAUAAAAGGUAUGUGGAUUGAUAAAGCAGGCCUAUGAUGUGGACUAGUAAUGAUGUAAAUCACUGUUCAGGGUGGGGGAUUGCCCCCACCCGCUAAAUUUUUCAACAUUAUUUACAAAAUGAAGAAAAAAAGGAAAAUUAUAUUUAAAUUUAUUUAUUUUAUUUAGUUCUUUUAUUAUAUAUUUAUUUAUUUUUUCAUUUAUUUAAAAAUAAUUAAUUUCCGGCCAUCUAGUGUGCCAUAAUCAUACAUUUUUCCUGGGCCCCUCUCUGUUUUGAAUACCUGGAUCUGCCACUCUGCAGAUGAGUUAUUUAUUCCCCUGAUUUUAUUUAUCUUAUUAGUUAGGAUGAAUCAUCUUGUUAAAAACAGGAUUUCUUUUUAAUGUUAUUUAUUAUUCAUGAAUGUAUUACCUUCAUGGACUUUAUACAUUAAAUAUGUAUACAGUUGUGUUAUAUAGUGUAUAUUAUAUAUACACUAUAUAACAUAUAUAUAUAUAUAUAUAUAUAUAUAUCAUCAAAGA
Messenger RNA from Anneissia japonica, 1924 nucleotides. RefSeq lists its product as uncharacterized. The record is from RefSeq and is a predicted model, not a curated record. Gene Ontology annotation, cellular component: endoplasmic reticulum. The transcript is spliced from 6 exons. NCBI's taxonomy places the organism in Eukaryota, Metazoa, Echinodermata, Crinoidea, Comatulida, Comatulidae. Gene Ontology annotation, biological process: fatty acid elongation. Gene Ontology annotation, molecular function: oxidoreductase activity. The coding region runs from base 96 to 854 and encodes 252 amino acids.